CAAGAACUUGCAAUUUGCCGCAGCCAUGGCUCGCCGCGUGAAGGCGUUUGACCAGGACGCUCCGGCCAACUAUGUUGCCGGUCUCGGUCGAGGGGCGGUUGGGUUCACCACCCGAUCGGAUAUUGGUCCUGCCAGGUCGGAUGACCCCACGGACAUCACGGCGGGCAUCCCCGGCAUGGGCCGUGGCCGAGGCAUCCCACUUCAGCAACCAGUCCCUGUAAUGAUGAUUCCUCCUGGCGGACGCGGCUCCGGUACGGCAGGGGUUGGUGGAUUUGGCCGUGAAGUCGAUGCGACUGGAGAUCGCGGUGAUUACAGUGAAUUCGACGAGUUCUCUGGGUAUUCUGGCGCGGGCUUGUUCAACGAUACACCUUACGACAAGGACGAUGCCGAAGCUGACGACAUCUACGCCCAAGUAGACGAGCACAUGGACAACCGACGCAAGCGACGUCGGGAGCUCAAGCAAUUGGAAGACAUGAAGAAAGCGCGGCGGGAGCGGCCCAAGAUUUCCGACCAGUUCGCCGAUCUCAAAACGAGUUUGAAGUCGGUCAGUGAUGCUGAAUGGGAAGCCAUCCCAGAUAUCGGGGAUCAUUCGUUGAGGUACAAGGCGUCGCAGAAGAAGAGCGAUAUAUUCACUCCUGUUCCCGACCACAUUUUGGACACGCGCGCAUCCAACACGGCGUCGAAUUCAGUCGUUCUCGGCAGUGAAACACCGUUCUCUAGUGGCACGGCCACCUCCAUCAGCGGAAUGACGUCGUCGUUGACAGGACUGGCCGAGGCUCGUGGCGCCGUCCUUUCGCUGAAGCUCGACAAGAUGUCCGAUUCAAUUUCCGGCCAGACGGUCGUCGACCCGAAGGGGUACAUGACCGAGCUCAACAGUCUCAAGAUCACAAGCGAUGCCGAAGUGGGCGACAUCAAGAAAGCUCGCCUUCUCUUGCGCAGUGUCACGAUGACCAAUCCCAAGCACGCGCCUGGGUGGAUCGCCGCCGCUCGUCUCGAAGAAGUCGCCGGGAAGCUUGUCCAGGCGCGUAAAGUUAUUGCAGAAGGGUGUGAGUCGUGCCCAACCAACGAAGACGUGUGGCUCGAAGCGGCGCGGCUGCAAACGCCAGAAAACGCCCGGACAAUUCUUGCCAAUGCUGUGCGCCACGUCCCGACCUCGGUGAAAGUAUGGCUCCAGGCCGCGAAACUCGAACCGAACGAUGAGUCUACGAAACUGGUACUUCGCCGCGCCCUCGAGUUUAUUCCCAACGCAGUCGCCAUUUGGAAAGCCGUGAUCGAGCUCGAAGAUGUCAACGGAGCUCGUCUGAUGCUGGGGCGAGCGGUCGAGUGUGUGCCGCAGUCCGUCGACAUGUGGCUCGCUCUGGCGCGACUCGAAACUUACGAACGUGCCAAACAAAUUCUAAACAAAGCUGGGUCCACGAUUCCGACCGACCACACGAUUUGGAUUGCCGCCGCCAAAUUGGAAGAAGCGAACGGCCAAGACGCCAACGUUGAAAAGAUCAUCGUCCUCGCAAUGAAGCGGCUUCGCAAGUACCAAGUUAUGAUCGAUCGAGACACGUGGCUUAAGGAAGCGGAAGCGUGUGAAAUGGCGCAGGCGCCGCUGACGUGUGCCGCGCUCGUGAAGCAUUCGCUGGCGCUAGGUGUGGACCCAGAGGACCAAAAACGAACGUGGAUGGACGAUGCAGAAACUAGUGCUGGUCGGGGGGCGUUUGUGACGGCGAAAGCCAUUUACAACCACGCGCUCGAAGUGUUUCCAACUAAGAAAUCGAUCUGGCUUCGUGCUGUGGCCCUCGAGAAGCAGCAAAAUGGUCCACGAGUCAUGGAGUUGCUUCAAAACGCGGUGCAAAACUGCCCGAAAGCUGAAAUUCUGUGGCUCAUGGCAGCCAAGGAAGCAUGGGUCGGCGGCAGCGUCGAGGAAGCACGAUCGAUCUUGCGUCAAGCCUUCAGUGCCAACCCGAACAGCGAAGAAAUAUGGCUUGCUGCUGUCAAACUUGAAUGGGAAAAUGAUGAAAUCGAACGAGCGCGGGCGUUAUUGGCCAAAGCUCGAUCCCAGGCGCCGACCGCGCGGGUAUGGAUGAAGUCGGUUCUUCUAGAGCGUGAAGCUCGAACCCAGGGCGACCAAGACUCGAAGGCCCGAGAGGAAGCGCUGCUCACGGAAGGGCGCACUCGUUACCCGACAUUUGAGAAACUGCAUAUGAUGACCGGUCAGUUCUACGAAGACAUGGGCGAUCUCUAUGGCGCGCGAAAGUAUCUGCGCGAAGGCUUGGUUGCGUGCCCCAAAAGCAUUCCUCUAUGGAAGCAGCUCACGCUGCUGGAAGAAAAGUCCAAGGGCGAAAUGAAGGCUCGAUCGGUGCUCGAAAGCGGUCGGUUGAAGAAUCCCAAGAACCCAGAGCUGUGGCUCGAAGCGAUCCGCCUCGAGGCUCGCCAUCACAACGACAAGGGCCAAGAGAACUUGAUGGCCAAAGCGUUGCAGGAGUGCCCUGAUGCAGGCAUUUUGCUCGCCGAGUCCAUCGACAUCGCUCCGCGUACGCAGCAACGCCGUGUGUCUUUGACGGCGCUCAAGAAAAAGGACAACGACCCUGCCGUGUGUUUGUCCGUGUCGAAAUUGUUUUGGAACGAGCGCAAGUAUUCGAAAGCGCGCAAGUGGCUGGAACGCACAGUCCAGUUGAACCCCGACUUUGGCGACGGAUGGGCAUACUACUAUGCAUUUGAACUCAAGCACGGCAACGAGUUGCAACGCGAAGACAUUUUGAAUCGCUGCAUCAAGGCUGAACCACGACACGGCGACCUCUGGUGUGCCAUCUCCAAGCAGACGCUCAAUCGCAAGAAGAAGACAGGCGAGGUACUCAAACUUGUCGUAGCCUCGCUGCCUGUCAUGAACGUUGGCGAAGUAUUGACCACAUAAAGCUAAAUACCAACGCGUCAACGCAUGGUAGUGCCA
Aphanomyces invadans is the source of this 2938-nucleotide messenger RNA. RefSeq lists its product as hypothetical. Gene Ontology annotation, biological process: spliceosomal tri-snRNP complex assembly; mRNA splicing, via spliceosome. Gene Ontology annotation, molecular function: protein binding. The transcript has 2 exons. NCBI's taxonomy places the organism in Eukaryota, Oomycota, Saprolegniomycetes, Saprolegniales, Verrucalvaceae. The coding region runs from base 26 to 2902 and encodes 958 amino acids. Gene Ontology annotation, cellular component: U4/U6 x U5 tri-snRNP complex; catalytic step 2 spliceosome. The record is from RefSeq and is a predicted model, not a curated record.